Lachancea sp. 'fantastica' is the source of this 3321-nucleotide messenger RNA. The record is from the annotation of a GenBank genome assembly. Lineage: Eukaryota; Fungi; Ascomycota; Saccharomycetes; Saccharomycetales; Saccharomycetaceae.
AUGCAGCAAGACACAGAGAUGAUGGGAACGGAACUGCUGGAAGACUUUCUGCUGACUGGACCAGGCAGCGAAAAUGUGGAAUACGAGCUCGAAAACGACCCUGGAAAGCAUCCAGACGAUGACUUGUUCACCUCGUUCAUCAACACGGAUUUGCUACAGCAGCCACCGUCCAACUAUACCACUCUCAACUCUCAAAACCAGCCCAUUUCGUCGUCAUCUUCAUCAGUGCCCGCCCUAGCCACUUCAGAUCUACUGGGUGGCUUCUCUGGGACCGAAGGACACAGAAAUAACGAGAAAUCGACUAGUCCUUUGGAUCCCCUGACAGCAAUAGACCCCCUGGAAGCAAGGGAUCGCCACCACGCUCUUUACGACACCAAUUUAUCCGAUACCGCAUCGGAACAGCAUCCAAGAAGCUACAGCAGAGGCUGUGAGCGUCUAGUGGACCAUACCUUGCAAUUUGGCAGAUCCAAAUCCAUCCAAACGGCUUACCUCAACCCCAGCGACUUUUUGAACAUCCCAGAAGAUUCCUUGCCCUACAAGCUUUCCGUGUCUGGUAUGCCUUCUACUUCCCGUGUGGAGACUCAGAUCAAAUUAGAGCUAGCAAUCUCCCCACCACCUCGCGAGUAUGUCGUGCACUUGCCCACCGACUGUAUCACCAAGCAAAAAUGGUACCUUGAAGACGACAUUAGCAGCUAUCCUCAGGAAAUACAAAAUGAGAUGCUUUAUCUCGAGAGUUUUUUGGUGUGCGCAUCGAAUGGGAAGCCCACCUACGUUUGCAGCCGCUGCGUGAAACGUGAGCAGCGCAGAGCGUCCAGACGAAAGUCUGGCUUAUGCGACAAUAUGCUUUGGUGUAACAACGAAAACAGGCGUGCGGUGGUAUUCAAUAGCAGACAAGUCUUUUCUAUCAAAGAUCAAAAUUGCAAUAGCCGCUUCAAAAUGUUUGACCUCUCUGCGAGAAUUGUCUGUUAUUGUCGGCAUCAUAAGGAGCCAGAGGGCUUCAAAAUCUUAUUUCUGGUUAGAAAUGCUCGUCAAGAGGUUCUCGCCAAGAGUGUCACAGGCCCAAUCAUGAUCAUGGACAAAAAAUCCAACAAGGAUUCGUCUGACACUGUUUCUAAGCAUGGGUCUGCAAUUGACUUGACCAAUAUAACCGAUGGCUCGCGAAGUGAACGCAGUGAAGUGCCACACGUCACGUCAACAAGUGAUUUGAGUGGUCUGGAAAACUACAAACCGGGGGACGAUUUGAUUCAUUUAGGCGCUAAGGGCGAAAAUAUGCUAUCUCCUACUUCUAUGGGAGGCGACAGCUCCGAAACACACACUACGGACCACAACGCCGUUGAAUUUCCCAGAUUUAGAAGCACACCAGGGUUUUCAGCCUCCAGGAAUGACAUGGCGACAAGCAACAAACGGAAGAGAACUUCUGGCGAAAUGGCGCCCUCGAAUUUCUAUAAUCAAGAUUACGUGAGGCCUUUGCCGGUUUCAAAUUUUGCCAAGCCACCAUCGACAUCGUCGUCUACUCAUUCAAUACCCCAAGUUUUGCAGGAUGCCAAUCCUUCCAGCUCCCUAAUGACGGCAACAAAUAGCAUGCUUCGUGAAAUAUCCGACAUUGCAGGCCAUUCUCCAGUAAUUCGCCCUUUCAUUCAGCGUGUCAUUCCAGCACAAGGCCCAGUAAAGGGCGGCAUAGAAAUCACUUUGCUUGGUAGCAAUUUCAAGCCUGGUAUGAUCGUCAAAUUUGGUGAGAACAAGGCGCUUUCAACCCAGUGUUGGUCCGAAUCAACGCUGGUGACCUAUCUUCCACCUUCUUCCAAAUCAGGGGAAGUUCUAGUAACCGUGUUUGAGAAGGAGGAAAAUGAUGCAGAUCUACUGGGAACAAUGUCCAGUAGUAAAGCUAUUUUCACGUAUGUGGACGAUACUGACAGACAGCUGAUCGAAUUAGCAUUACAAAUUGUUGGUUUGAAGAUGAAUGGGAAGUUGGAGGAUGCACGUAACAUUGCUAAACGGAUAGUUGGCCACGACAGUGGUUCAGCCAACAAUUCGCCCCGUAACGGCGGAAAUAAUGCACCUCAAAAUCAAUACAACACGCAACCAACUCAGCUUCUAUACUCAGACGAAAGUCUUCUGCUGAGGGUUAUCAAAUUACUAAAUUCAAGCUCCAACCUGUCCAUGUGUGACGAGGAAGGUCAGACCAUGUUGCACCUUGCAUGCUUGAAGGGUUAUCAUCAGUUAGCUUCAACACUUGUAAGGAAAGGUGCAAGGGUGGAUGCGAGAGACUCUUUUGGUUUCUCUCCUCUCCAUUUUGCAUGUUUGAACGGGGAUGCUAAGAUUAUCAGACUGCUGGUGCAAUGCAAAGCAAACAUUCAGGUCGAGGCCAUGAACGGGUCGACUCCACGGGAUUUGUUCAUUGCUAACCAUGAUACUGAUGACGAGAGAUACGAGGAUUACUUGAACGAAGUGCUGGAUGUUCUGGAUGUCGACAGCAGUGAAGAGCACUCGACAAGCAUGGGAAGAAAGCUUUCCGACAGUAGUUUCCAAUCUUCUGUCUUCGACGCAGGUUCGCUAGCGUCUCUGAACGACAAUCUACAGGUCCAUAUUUCGAAGAUGACCGAGGACACACUUUCUGACGACGACAGGGAUAUUGAGGAUUACGAAGAGGAUGGCGACGACGGUCUUCUGGGCGAUGACGAAGAAUCCAUUGCAACUGGGAAUGCCAGUUGCACACCCCGCGAACCCUCACCGGCGUCUAUAGACAGCGAAUCCAGGCAACUAAGCGAACAACGGCUUUUGGAUCAACCUCACAGCGGCCAGGUCAGCACAACCAGUGUCAACCACACCAAUUCGACGGAAAAUUCCAUUUGGAAUCGCAUGCUGAGCGCACUAAAUGAUGAGCUACCAAAAUACGAGGAUCUUUUCCCCAGCCCUGGCAAGGAGAAACACAUUGGGGUUUUGCAGAACAGCACGCCCGAACCAGAGGAGCAUCUCUUGGGCUUGUCAUCCAGCGCAGUUGAAGAUUCGCAGGCAUCAUCGGAGGACGAGGAAGAUGCGUUGCAAGCACGUCUCAAUCGGUUUUUCCAGCAAAGACAGAAUUUCCAGAACGAUAAGAUGCUCUUAUUCUUCUGGUUACCUCUCACCAUCAUUCUACUGUCUUCAUUCUUGAUUUACGAGUUUGGCCAUGACGGAAACACCGUGCAUCACUGGUCAGAGGCCUUGUCCGAAUAUUUACGCGAAGGGCUCGUAAAAGUCAUGUUGGGGAACCAACGCGUCAAAGGGGUUUUUAAAGGUUCACUAAACAGCCUUCAAUCAGGAAUAAUAGAGGGUGCCAGCUAG